Molecule: messenger RNA, 1424 nt
Organism: Heteronotia binoei (common prickly gecko)
Lineage: Eukaryota; Metazoa; Chordata; Lepidosauria; Squamata; Gekkonidae
Gene: CTSL
Product: cathepsin L
Exons: 7
Coding region: 10-1023 (337 amino acids)
Biological process (GO): immune response
Cellular component (GO): lysosome
Molecular function (GO): cysteine-type endopeptidase activity
Source: RefSeq, a predicted model, not a curated record
AGUUCCAUCAUGAAUUUAUAUCUGUGCCUAUUAGCCCUAACUUGGAGUGCAUGCUUGGCAGCUCCAGGCCUAGAUCCUUCUUUGGAUGAUCACUGGCAGAUGUGGAAGACAUGGCAUAAGAAAGAAUACCAUGAGAAGGAGGAAGGAUGGAGGAGACUGGUCUGGGAGAAGAACCUAAAAAUGAUUGAAUUGCACAACCUUGACCACAGCAUGGGAAAACACAGCUAUAGACUGGGAAUGAAUCAUUUUGGAGAUAUGACUAAUGAGGAGUUCAGGCAGGUGAUGAAUGGAUUCAAAUACAACAAAUCAACAAAGAAUAUUGGGUCACAAUUUAUUGAACCAAACUUCUUUGAGGCACCAAGAUCUGUUGACUGGAGAGAGAAGGGGUAUGUAACUCCCGUAAAGGAUCAGGGAUCAUGUGGCUCUUGCUGGGCUUUCAGUACAACUGGAGCUCUUGAAGGACAGCACUUCCGCAAAACUGGCAACUUGGUUUCUCUGAGUGAACAAAACCUUGUGGACUGCUCUCGGCCUGAAGGAAAUGAGGGAUGUAAUGGGGGCCUUAUGGAUCACGCUUUCCAGUACAUUAAAGACAAUGGAGGCAUUGACUCAGAGCAGUCAUACCCGUACAUUGCAAAGGAUGAUGAAGAAUGUAUGUAUAAGGCUGAAUACAGUGCUGCCAAUGACACUGGUUAUGUUGACAUCCCAGAAGGGCAUGAACGGGCCCUCAUGAAGGCAGUAGCUGCUGUGGGGCCAGUCUCUGUGGCUAUUGAUGCUGGUCACUCCUCUUUCCAAUUUUAUGAAUCGGGUAUUUAUUAUGAACCACAAUGCAGUAGUGAAGACCUAGAUCAUGGUGUUCUUGUAGUUGGUUAUGGCUUCCAGGGUGCAGAUGAAGAUGGGAAGAAGUACUGGAUUGUUAAAAACAGCUGGAGUGAAAAGUGGGGUGACAAAGGAUAUAUCUACAUGGCCAAAGACAGAAAAAACCACUGUGGGAUAGCUACCGCAGCUAGCUAUCCUCUAAUAUAAUUAUGCAGAAGAAGGAGCUGCUGGAACACCCACUGUGAUUAUCCCUCUGCUGGUCCAAUCUGGUGGAAGAGGAAAUACCAGAACAACCUUUUUAGUUUGCUGGGGUUUGACCAGAUUUACAGCUCUCCAGUGUUCCAGAAGCAGGGUGAUUUUUCAACUGACUUACACACAUGCUGGAAAUAACAUGUGGCUGUAUCUGUUUCUUCCAAAAUAUGAAUCUGUGAUUUUUUUUUACCUUGAACUCUGAAGUUGACUUGAUGCCUGUGUUUUAACUUAAUGUGUUAUGUACACACUAGUGUAGACUAGCUGAAAGAUACUUUUUAUUUUGUUUAUUAAUGGCAAACUUGCACAUUGAAAAGGAUUGCUUUUAAAAAAAUAAACACUAGACAUUUCAAUAGCCA